CCUGUCUCUGUCUCUCUCUGCAACUACCGUACCGUGGACGAGGGGACAAGGAAGAAUCACCCCAAGAGAUUCACGUCAUUUCCCUCCAUUUUCACCUCCGUCGUUCGUCGCCGCCGCUCUUUGAAUCCACAGGGUCGCCGCCGCCGCUUGUUCCAAUCGAUCGCAUUCGAAAUUGGACACUACCCGACCCGGAAGGCCCUAGUCCGCGCUCUGCGUCGAUAGAACUGGAACGGGGAUGGGCGAGACCAAGCGAAAAAGGGGCCGAAAAUCGGAAUCCGAAUCCAAAACGGCCGCCGCCACUGCCGAAGCCGCCGACUUUCGCCCCGCCCUCGACGAGAAACUCCCCGUCGGGAACGCGGAGAUGAUCGAGCCAGCCAGCAGCGCCGCCGGGCGCCGCCGCGGAGGCAGGAAACGCCACAAGGCGUCGGAGAAACCCGAAGCUUCCUCGCCGGCCAUCAUGCCCGCGCGGAGCGUCCCCCGCGGCAUCGAGAGCGGCGACUUCGCUUUGACCCCAGGCGAUUUGCUGCGGCGCGCAGUGGCGGCCGAGAUGGCAGAGGAGGCUGGGGCGAGGGUGCUCCCGGCGAUGGACUCGGUGGUGAAAGUGUUCUGUGUGCACACGGAGCCGAAUUUCUCGCUCCCGUGGCAGAUGAAGAGGCAAUACAGCAGUAACAGCAGUGGAUUUGUGAUUAAGGGGAGGAGAGUAUUGACGAAUGCUCAUUCGGUGGAGCAUUACACGCAAGUGAAGGUGAAGAAGCGGGGGUCUGAUACCAAGUAUGUGGCCAAGGUGUUGGCAAUUGGGACUGAAUGUGACAUUGCUAUGCUUUCGGUUGAUGAUGAUGACUUUUGGGAAGGAGUGUCAUCUGUGGAGUUUGGUGAUUUGCCUGCACUUCAGGAUGCUGUGACUGUUGUCGGCUAUCCUGUUGGCGGAGACACAGUAUCUGUGACUAGUGGUGUGGUAUCACGUAUCGAGAUCUUGUCAUAUGUCCAUGGUUCUACUGAGCUGCUCGGACUGCAGAUUGAUGCAGCUAUAAAUUCUGGCAAUUCGGGUGGCCCUGCCUUUAAUAAUAAGGGCAAUUGUGUGGGUAUUGCGUUUCAGUCCCUUAAACAAGAAGAUGUGGAGAACAUUGGUUAUGUCAUACCAACACCAGUAAUCAUGCAUUUUAUUAGAGACUAUGGGAAGAAUGGAGCAUAUACGGGUUUUCCUAUUUUUGGGAUUGAGUGGCAGAAGAUGGAAAAUCCCGAUUUACGUAUGGCAAUGAGCAUGAAUGCUGAUCAAAAGGGUGUGCGCAUUAAAAGAGUUGAUCCUACCUCUCCAGAAUCUGCAGUCCUGAAGCCAUCAGAUAUCAUUCUCAGCUUCGAUGGGGUUGAUAUUGCCAAUGAUGGAACUGUACCUUCUCGUCAUGGAGAGCGUAUUGGCUUCAGUUACCUUGUCUCGCAGAAGUACACAGGGGAUAAUUCAGUGAUCAAAGUCCUGCGCGAUUCCAAAAUCUAUACAUUUAAUGUGAAACUUGCUACUCACAAGAGGGUCAUCCCAUUGCACAAUGAAGGCAGGCCGCCCUCCUACUAUAUAAUUGCUGGAUUCGUUUUUAGCACCGUCUCUGUUCCAUAUCUUCGUUCUGAGUAUAAGGAUGAAUCUGAAACUCCCGUGAAGCUGUUGGACAAACUCUUGCAUUCAAUGCCACAAUCACCGGGUGAGCAGCUUGUUGUGGUUUCUCAGGUGCUGGCGGCUGAUAUCAACAUUGGGUACGAAGGCAUUGUAAACACUCAGGUUCUUGCUUUCAAUGGUAAACCUGUGGAAAACUUGAAGAGCUUAGCCAGCAUGGUGGAGAACUGCAAGGAAGAAUUUCUGAAAUUUGAUCUGGAAUACCAACAGAUUGUAGUUCUUCGAACAGAGACUGCAAAAGCAGCUACCCUGGAUAUACUCAAAACCCACUGCAUACCGUCAGCGAUGUCUGAUGAUCUGAAGAGCUGAAGCCCAUAAUAUGGUUGCAUGAUAUUGUUUUUGUGUGUCUAGGGUAAAUCGCACUGCUUCUGUUUUGGGGAGCUGUGAACCGAUAGCAGAGAAAGGGUCAGGUCUUAUACGUUCCUCUUUGAUAGUAGGAAAUUGUUUUUCAUUUUUUCUGGAUUACUUACUGUAGGAGACAUUUCUGGAUGGGGAUGGGAUGGUAGCAUGAUUUCUUAUUGUGCUGCAGAACCAUAGGAUGCAUUUUAGCUUAUUUAUCUCCACCUUUGUGAUUGUUUCAUUCUUGUGUCCAGAUGUACACUGCCCACUGUUAAGAGAAUUCUCCAACAUGAUGGGUGACUAUGCUUCUAUAACUUUGCUUAUUCUUUUAUGAGGGAUCCGUUGCUUCU
Molecule: messenger RNA, 2352 nt
Organism: Rhodamnia argentea
Lineage: Eukaryota; Viridiplantae; Streptophyta; Magnoliopsida; Myrtales; Myrtaceae
Product: protease Do-like 9
Exons: 9
Coding region: 236-1972 (578 amino acids)
Biological process (GO): proteolysis
Molecular function (GO): serine-type endopeptidase activity; protein binding
Source: RefSeq, a predicted model, not a curated record